CGGAAAGAACCAUUCGAUAACUUGGCGCUCGCGUGGAAAACAGAACACAUGUGUGUCGCAAUAGAAUGCAAUGUUUAUCCUGAUUUUUCAAUGUAACUGUUGACUAUAAUAGCUUGAGGAGUUUGCAGACAUCUCAAAAGCGACAUUGUCGACCAUAUCGUCGAAUGGUCAGAUAAUUGACGAUGAGGACAACUACUCCAGAAAAACUGGUCCAACUCCAGAAGAAUCAAUCCAACAUCCGCAACAUCUGUAUAUUGGCCCAUGUUGACCAUGGUAAAACCACACUUGCUGAUGCCCUGGUGGCCAGCAAUGGUAUCAUUUCCCAGAGGAUGGCUGGCAAGCUGCGAUACAUGGAUAGCAGAGAAGAUGAACAGACCCGUGGGAUCACGAUGAAGUCCAGUGCCAUCUCAUUGGCUGUCCAGAAAGACACACAGGAAUAUCUUGUCAACUUGAUAGACUCUCCAGGUCAUGUAGAUUUCUCCAGUGAGGUAUCCACUGCUGUUCGUCUGUGUGAUGGUGCAGUAGUCGUCGUAGAUGUGGUGGAAGGAGUCUGUCCUCAGACCCACGCUGUCCUGAGACAAGCCUGGCUGGAGAACAUCAAACCUGUACUUGUCUUUAACAAACUUGACAGGCUGAUAAUGGAACUGAAGAUGGACCCCCUGGAAGCUUUCUUCCAUCUACAAGUCAUUUUAGAACAGGUAAACCUGGUGACCAAUGAGUUGUUUACAACAGAAAUCAUGGCGAAAACAUCUAAUCAGGCUGAUGGCACAGGUCAGGAAUCAGAGGAGUCCAAGGCAGGGUCACAUGAUUGGACAAUACAGGCAGAUGAUGAAGAAGAGGAGAGGAACAUCUUCUUCUCCCCGACACAAGGCAAUGUGGUAUUUGCCAGUGCUUAUGAUGGCUGGGGUUUCACGAUCAACCAUUUUGCUGAUAUGUUUUCAAAAAAGUUGGGAAUCAAGAAAGAGGUAUUACAGAAGACUCUGUGGGGAGACUUCUAUCUGAACAGUAAAACCAAACGCAUCAUGAAAGGGGCUCAGUCCAAAGUCAAGAAACCACUAUUUGUACAGUUUAUCCUGGAGAACAUUUGGGCAGUAUAUGAAUCUGUCAGUGUUAAAAGGGAUGCUGAAAUGACAGAGAAGAUUGUAAAGUCCCUAGACCUGAAGAUCUCGCCACGAGACAUGAGACAUAAUGAUCCGCGUGUGAAGUUACAAGCCAUCAUGGGGCAAUGGCUAAGUGUGUCCAGGGCUGUAUUAGAUGUGGUUGUGGACAAACUGCCGUCACCGUUGGAGAUAUCUGAGGACCGUGUAGAGAAGCUGAUGUGCUCCCAAGGCCAGAGUUUCUUGUCCUUCCCCAAGGCCACACAGGAACUCAAAGAUGCCUUCAUCGCAUGCAGUACAAGUGACAACAGCCCUGUUAUCCUGUUUGUAUCUAAAAUGUUUCCUGUGGAGAGAAAGAUGUUACCACAGUUCAAACAAAGGCCACUAACUGAUGCAGAAAUACAACAGAGAAGAGAACAGGCACGUCGGCGCCAUCUUGAAAAAAUGUCCGGUUCCUCUGUUGUUGUUGAGCAGACAACAAAUAAAGAGGUGACAACCAGCCCAGGUACAGCAAUCUCUGGCGAGGGAGCCACAUCAGGUACCAACAGUGAAGGAGCCACAUCAGUCAAUGGCAUUGCUAUGGAUGUCAAAACUGCUUCCAAGGAUACCAAAGAGGAUGAGGCGCCUACAGUGUUUGUGGCGUUUGCGCGAAUUUAUAGUGGCACAGUGAAAAAGGGACAAAAGCUGUUUGUCUUAGGUCCUAAACAUGACCCCUCACAGAUUGAGGAAGGAGCCGUUCGUGUAGGCCAGUCUGUGGAGGACCUUGGGACUCGGGACCACAUUACAGCCUUCUCUGUGUCCGACCUCUUCCUGUUCAUGGGACGAGAACUAGAGCACAUGGAGGAGAUCCCUGCAGGAAACUUACUGGGGAUUGGAGGACUGGAGGACCACAUCCUGAAGUCGGGGACAGUAUCCAGUACUAUCAUGUGUCCAGCCUUCACUGACCUCUACUUCGAUGCUUCACCAAUCGUCAGGGUUGCUCUGGAACCCAAACAUGCAGGUGAAAUGGGACACUUAGUGCGAGGACUGAGGCUGCUGAACCAGGCAGACCCAUGUGUUCAGGUGUUGGUUCAGGAGACAGGCGAACACGUCAUUAUAACUGCUGGCGAGGUUCAUCUACAGAGAUGUCUGGACGACCUCAGACAGAGGUAUGCCAACAUUGAGCUGCAUGCAUCAUCACCUAUUGUACCUUUCCGAGAAACAAUAAUUAAUCCACCUAAAACGGAUAUGGUAAAUGAAGUCAUCCAGGAUCAGCCAAUCAAAACAGCCAAGACAAAAGAGUUUGAGGAUGAUGAGGAAGUGAUAGAGACAGGAUUGGUUGAGAUGUACACAACCAAUCAGAAAUGCUGUAUCAGAAUCCGAGCUUUACCUCUACCUGAUGCAGUUACCAACUUAUUGGAGGAAAAUGUGAAUCUCCUUAAAACUCUUCACAGAUUUAAUAAAGCAAAAGAUUAUGGACAAAACAGUGAUGUCAAGGACACCGUUUUAGAGGCUCUCAGCCAUCUCAAGUCAAGUAUAAGGAAAGCUUUCACAGAAGAAGAGAAAUCAUGGACUGACUUCGUAGAUAAAAUCUGGGCAUUUGGACCAAAGAGGGUCGGGCCCAAUUUGCUGGUGAAUCAGGUGGAAGGAUAUAACAGACCCUCUGUGUGGGACCUAAAGGGCUCAGAGAGACUCUUUAGGGAUUUUGACAGUAGUAUAGUUGGUGGUUUUCAAAUGGCAACCCUUGCUGGUCCACUGUGUGAAGAGCCCAUCCGAGGUGUAUGUUUUGUGAUAGAGAAAUGGGAAUAUAUUGACAUGUCUUAUGUUAGGCUUGCUAGGUUGAGUGAAUCUGAAGGUGAUACAAAAUUACCUGAAGAGAAUGGUGUACCAGCAUCCCUGAGUAGCUCGUUAGAAAAAACAUCAAUUAUAGAGGAUGUAGAUGAGAAGUGUGAUAACAGAGACAAAGAUGAUGAUAGUUGUGAGGUGAAGGAUGUUAUUAAGACCCAGAGGAGGAAGGAGUACGGGCCGUUUUCGGGCCAAAUCAUUUCCUGUGUGAUAGCAGGCUGUAGGAAAGCAUUCCAGACUCGUCCCCAAAGACUUAUGGUAGCCAUGUAUAAAUGUAACAUCCAGGCCACCACUGACGUACUGGGUAAGCUGUAUGCAGUGCUAGGGAAGAGGAAUGGGAGUAUCCUGGAGGGAGAUAUGACUGAAGGGUCCCAGAUCUUCAAUGUGGUAGCCACUCUCCCUGUGAUAGAGAGCUUUGGGUUCGCCGAGAACAUCAGGAAGAAGACGAGUGGACUGGCAAGUCCUCAGCUUGUGUUUAGCCACUGGCAGGUUCUGGACGUUGAUCCGUUCUGGGUUCCGACAACGGAGGAAGAAUAUCUCCAUUUUGGAGAGAAGGCAGACUCGGAAAACAAGGCUCGUCAGUAUGUCAAUGCAGUAAGGAAACGCAAGGGGCUGAAAGUGGACGAGAAGAUCGUGGAGCACGCAGAGAAACAGCGUACACUCACUAGAAAUAAAUAAUGGAUAGGAUAAAAAUCGUGUUUCAGAAUCUGUAUUGAUAAAGGAUCAGUACUUGUAAAUUAAUUUCAUUACAUUAUUUAUUCUGUAUUGAGGACUUUAUUAAAGUGUUAAUGCUUGAUCUUAUAUAAGUCUUUCACUAUUAAUGUUUUUCUCAAAGCAUUUAAAAGAUGAUACUCUUGUUGAAUUGUAAUUUAUGGAAUAAAUGAUUUUAGAUUUUUAUAGAA
Messenger RNA from Pecten maximus, 3823 nucleotides. Its product is annotated as elongation factor-like GTPase 1. Gene Ontology annotation, biological process: cytosolic ribosome assembly. The record is from RefSeq and is a predicted model, not a curated record. Lineage: Eukaryota; Metazoa; Mollusca; Bivalvia; Pectinida; Pectinidae. The transcript has 21 exons. Gene Ontology annotation, molecular function: GTP binding; ribosome binding; GTPase activity. Gene Ontology annotation, cellular component: ribonucleoprotein complex; cytosol. The coding region runs from base 183 to 3599 and encodes 1138 amino acids.